AUGCCCUCCUCGCCGCUCGGCUUCGCUCUCCUGCUGCUGGCGGCUGCGGGAAGGUCGCUCCCGGUGAGGCGGAGUUCAGAUGGGUCCCUCUCUGAGGUUGUGCAGAAAUGGAAGGAGUAUCAGCUCCAGUGCCAGAAAUACUUGUAUGAGACACCCCCCAUUGUGGCAGAAGGCAAGUUCUGCAACAGAACUUUUGAUGACUAUGCCUGCUGGCCAGAUGGACUGCCUGGCACCUACGUGAAUGUCAGCUGCCCCUGGUAUCUUCCCUGGGCUAAUGCAGUGCUGCAUGGGCAGGUGUACCGCUUCUGCACCUCGGAGGGGACCUGGCUGCUGAAGGAGAAUUCAACCCUGCCCUGGAGGAACCUGUCUGAGUGUGAGCCCUCUGACCAGGAUGCGCCAGAAGAACAGCUCCUGAAUUUGUCCAUCAUAUACACCAUUGGAUAUGCUCUUUCCUUCUCUGCCCUUGUAAUAGCAACUGCCAUUCUUCUUGGAUUCAGACAUCUGCAUUGCACGAGGAAUUACAUUCACCUGAACCUCUUCACCUCUUUUAUCCUCCGGGCUAUAUCUGUUUUCAUUAAAGACUCAGUGGUGAAGUGGAUGUACAGCACAGCCACACAAGAGUACCAGUGGGAAGGACUUAUAGCCUUCCAGGAAUCACUCAGCUGCCGUUUGGUCUUUGUGAUGAUGCAGUAUUGUGUGGCUGCAAACUACUACUGGCUGCUGGUGGAAGGCAUGUACCUGUACACACUGCUGGUACUUUCCGUCUUCUCUGAGCAGAGGAUUUUCCGCCUCUAUCUCUGCAUUGGCUGGGGUGUACCAAUGCUGUUUGUUAUCCUCUGGGGAACUGUCAAGUACCUUUAUGAAGAUGAGGGUUGCUGGACCAGAAACUACAACAUGAAUUACUGGCUGAUCAUCAGACUGCCCAUUCUCAUUGCUAUCGGGGUGAAUUUCCUCAUCUUCAUCAGAGUUAUAUGUAUCAUCAUCUCCAAACUGCAGGCUAAUUUGAUGUGCAAAACUGACAUAAAAUGCAGGUUGGCCAAGUCCACGCUGACUCUGAUCCCACUGCUGGGGACCCAUGAGGUCAUUUUUGCCUUUAUUACUGACGAGCAUGCCAGAGGGAUGCUGCGCUUUGUGAAGCUUUUUACUGAGCUCUCCUUUGCUUCGUUCCAGGGGCUGAUGGUUGCAAUUCUUUACUGUUUCAUCAAUAAUGAGGUUCAGAUGGAGUUUCGGAAAAGCUGGGAGCGCUGGAGAUUGGAACACUUGUAUGUCCAGAGAGACAGCAGUAUGAAACCUCUGAAGUGUCCGGCCAACAGCAUCAGCAGUGGGGGCACAGUAGGCAGCAGUGUCUAUGCUGCCACUUGUCAGGCCACAUUCAGCUGAGAUUUCUGCAGGUGAAUCAGACU
Molecule: messenger RNA, 1403 nt
Organism: Onychostruthus taczanowskii (white-rumped snowfinch)
Lineage: Eukaryota; Metazoa; Chordata; Aves; Passeriformes; Passeridae
Gene: GLP1R
Product: glucagon like peptide 1 receptor
Exons: 13
Coding region: 1-1380 (459 amino acids)
Biological process (GO): adenylate cyclase-activating G protein-coupled receptor signaling pathway; cell surface receptor signaling pathway
Cellular component (GO): plasma membrane
Molecular function (GO): peptide hormone binding; glucagon receptor activity
Source: RefSeq, a predicted model, not a curated record